Molecule: messenger RNA, 2241 nt
Organism: Pectinophora gossypiella (pink bollworm)
Lineage: Eukaryota; Metazoa; Arthropoda; Insecta; Lepidoptera; Gelechiidae
Product: carotenoid isomerooxygenase-like
Exons: 15
Coding region: 342-1868 (508 amino acids)
Biological process (GO): carotene catabolic process; retinal metabolic process
Molecular function (GO): beta-carotene 15,15'-dioxygenase activity; carotenoid dioxygenase activity
Source: RefSeq, a predicted model, not a curated record
CGUCGAGACGACAACUUGUCGCGAGCAGCAAAUAUUCGUUUACCAAUUUAUUCCUACUUUCCUUUUACUUAUCGUGAUAUAAAAAUAUUCGUGCGAAAAGUGCUUACUUAAAAGUUUCCUCUAUAAUCAUAAAAACAUAUUUUUAAAGUAUUGUAAUCCAGUGUUUUAAAAGUUGAAGACUUUUGGUAACGGAAGAAUCAUUUCUUUGUGAUAAUCUAGAUCUAGUGCUUUAUUUUUUAAGGCACUACAUUAAUUCAAAUGAAGAUGAAUACUUAAAUGAUAAUGAAACACUCUUCUGCUGAACUUGUCAUUAAGUAUUAAUUUUUCAAUUUGUAAUCAAGAUGGCUGCUAGUGAGAAGUGCUAUCCUAAUUGCGACCCUUCUGUGUGGCUGCGGUCUUGUGAGGAGGAGGUGGCCAGGCCUCUGGAGGGAGAGAUCUCGGGCACCAUGCCUCCGUGGUUACGAGGCACGCUGCUUCGCAACGGCCCCGGCUCCCUCAAAGUGGGAACCAUGAGGUUUGAUCACCUCUUUGACAGCUCCGCACUCUUGCACAGGUUUGCGAUCCAUGACGGGCGCGUGACGUAUCAGUGCCGGUUCCUGCGCUCCAGCACCUUCAAGAGGAAUCAUGCAGCAGACAGAAUUGUGGUCACAGAGUUCGGAACUAAAUCUGUGCCCGAUCCGUGCCAUACUAUUUUUGACAGGGUAGCAGCGUUGUUCAAGCCAGGCGAAUCAAUGUCAGACAACGCCAUGAUCUCAGUGUAUCCCUUUGGGGACGAGAUAUACGCCUUCACAGAGGGACCUGUUAUCCACAGGAUAGAUCCAACGACUCUAGACACCAUGGAGCGUAAGAACAUGAUGGAUUGCGUCGCCCUGGUGAACCACACGUCCCAUCCUCAUGUUAUGCCUAAUGGCGAUGUUUACAACGUUGGAAUGUCGGUGGUAAAGGGACGUCUGCGGCAUGUGGUGGUCAAAUUCCCUUACACUGAGAAAGGCAAUAUGUUUGAUCGAGCGCGCAUUGUUGGGACUAUGACGCCACGUUGGGCCCUUAACCCUGCGUACAUGCAUACUUUCGGUAUAACAGAGAACUACUUCGUGAUAGUGGAGCAGCCACUAUCGGUGUCGCUGUGUGGCGUGGUCUGCAACCAGCUUACCAACUCACCUCUGGCCAGCAGUCUGCGCUGGUAUUCCGAACACGAGACGCACAUAGUCCUGAUAAGCAGGAGUGAAGGCAAGGAGGUGAAGCGGUUCUGUACUGAAGCUCUGUUCUACCUGCACAUUAUCAACGCGUUCGAGCAAGACGGCAGGCUGGUGGUGGACCUAUGUGCCUAUAAGGACGCUAAGGUCUUGGAUGCCAUGUACAUACAUGCUAUUGAGUCAAUGCAGAGCAAUGCGAACUAUGCAGAAUGGUUCCGCGGGCGGCCCAAGCGGCUGGAAGUAUCCCUGGGCGCGCCCAACCUGACCAGGUUACAGCCCAGACUGCUGGCCCACCUCGGCUGCGAGACGCCCAGGAUACAUUAUGAUCUGCUUAAUGGUCGGCCGUACAGAUACUUCUAUGCCAUCAGUUCUGAUGUAGAUUCGGAGAAUCCUGGCGCGAUAAUCAAAGUGGAUACAAUAUCCGGACAGACAACUACUUGGUCUGUCGCUGGUUGCUAUCCCAGCGAACCGAUCUUUGUUCCGGCACCUGACGCUAAGAAUGAAGAUGACGGCGUCUUACUAAGUGCAAUAGUGUGGGACAGUUCGCGUCCGUGCGCAGUGGCGCUGCUCGUGCUCGAUGCGAGAAGCUUGCAGGAAGUGGCGCGUGCGCAGUUCCGCACGCCUUCACCCGCGCCCAAGUGUCUGCACGGCUGGUUCCUGCCUGAACGGGCUUAGAUACACAUUACUGUCGCUGAUUUAGUCAAACUGUCGAUAAUUACUACAGAUCAUUCAAAUCUAUCUACUACUAUGAUGUAUCGAUUGUUCUCGCAAUAGUCAGAAGCAAUAGUAUCGAUAGUAUAGUUAAUAUUGGUUUUCGACCUAUUGAUAGCAAGAGUAAUAAUACACAUAAGUACAUUAAUUAACGCUCGAAAUCCCCAGUAGGGUGGGUAGAACCCAUAAGACGUAUUAUCAGUAGACAACUUGCAGCCAUUUUAAUUAAUAAAGUAUAAUAGUCAAUCAUAGUUUUUUUGUUGUUUUGGUUUUCCACGAAGGGCAAGGCAAAGGGAACUAUGCCCAUACAGCCUGCAUGCCUUAACCAAAGCCAACA